AUGUCUGCCGAUAUUCCUCAAGGCGACGUCAUGGACAAUGACUACAAGUCACGUCCCGGUCAAAGCCACAUCCCAGUCCAGGGUGACGAAAAGCCAGUCGAAGAUCCAAUCGACCCUGCGACUGCCGACAGUGAUGAGCAGCUUGCUAAGGACGAAGAUGAGGCCAUUGACAAGAGCAAUAUUAUUGGGGAACGUACUCGCGGCGCAAAGCCAGCUGGUAGCUACAGUGAGCCUGGUGAUGAGGAGGGUCUUCCAGGUCCAGAUGAUGGUACCAGUGCGGUUGCUAAGAGCGGUUCUUGA
Messenger RNA from Endocarpon pusillum Z07020, 300 nucleotides. RefSeq lists its product as uncharacterized. Bases 1 to 300 code for a protein of 99 amino acids. NCBI's taxonomy places the organism in Eukaryota, Fungi, Ascomycota, Eurotiomycetes, Verrucariales, Verrucariaceae. The record is from RefSeq and is a predicted model, not a curated record. The transcript has 2 exons.